AUGAAACGAAAAUCAACGUCAUCACAGAGGCCAACCCUCGAUGGCAAACAUAAGGAAAAGAUCUCCCAGGGACAGAAACGAGCACAUGCUGAGAGAUUAGAAGCUUCAAGGCAAACAAAUCAAGCAACCUUCAUGAACUCAUUGUAUGCCAAUGUUCGACGGCAGCAAGCUGAAGCUAAUGCAGCUGAACAUUCUGAGCAGAAUCCGGAUGGUGAAGGAGAAGAUGAAAGGAAUGCUAGCAUACCAAUCAUUGACCAGCCUCCUGAGCUAAUUGAACGACAUGAGGGUAUGCCUAUAGUUCCAAAUCUUGAUAUCCUUGACGAUGAAGAGUUUGUGGACGAAGAUCUCACUGAGGAAGAACCUGAGCUGACGAUCAUGCACAGAUAUCUCCAAGCAAUCCAAAAACGGCUGCAGUAUGAGACUUCCCCCAAGUUUCCAGCAUUGGAAAACAAAUGGCUCAACGAAUUUCUGGGGGAAAAUGACUGGUGGAUCCAUCGGCAUCAGUACCGCUCUAUCUGUAGAUUACUGCAAAUCCAGUACAAAGAGGAAGAAAACGAGGCUGCAUACUUUAGAAAGGUUUAUGUUUGGUUGCCUGAUGUUAGAUGGGGUCCAUCUUGCAUGCCGACUUGUGCUAAAUGUGGCUCCAAUACCACUGUCAGGAAUAAUGGCUUCCGCGACAACCAUUUUGGGCGCAGAGUAGUCGCACUUGAUCAUGACUACUACUGUAUUUCAAGGCGGUAUCGGUGUAAUAAUUGUGAGCAGAAGGCAAGAGAGGCAAAGAUAGCUAUUCAACAAAGUGCUGCCGCGAACAAUAUUGCGAUCCAAUUCACCGAAGAGACGGACAGUGGACAGCAGUAUUCAUUCAUGGCAUGGAACAGAAAAACACUUGAGCUGUAUCCACAUGGUAUCGGGCAAGAAUUCCCCGCAUUUUUGACCCAUAGGUCUGGAGUGGAUCGCCUCCUUCUGGACAUGAUGCGCCCACUUUUUGACAAAGGCUUACGACCUGGGGCAUUUGCAGACACCAUUCUGGAACUGCAUGCAAAGCGGUACCAUCAGGAAUGUCUAAAACAUGAACUUGAACUAGCAAAGACAGCCAAUCGCUAUCACAGACCUAUGCUUUCAGCAUUUGGAGACACAUCAAAGUACAACGGAUUGGUCCCAACUGGUUCCUAUCUCAUGUAUGUGUACAAGUUGUUUCACAGCACCAUCAAGGACUUCCUAGACACUGAAGUAAAGAAAAGGGGCGCCAAAAUGAUUUGUGUUGAUGCCAGUUACAAGGAGCCAAAGCAUCUUUGUCAGUAUCAUGGCCAGAAUCUGUUUAAGGGCCUGAUCACUGUCACAAACGAAAUUGGGGAAAUACGAUUGCAAUUCCACGUGGUCACAGAUGACCACGAACAAUUUCGACCAUCGUUGAUUGCGUUUUUGGAAACAGUGAAAGCAUACGGCCAAAAUCCGUUGGAGCUUGUCUUCACAGACAAUGUCCAGGCCGAUAGGCAAUUUUACUUGGACACGUUUCCUUCUUUGGCUGAAGCCCAAGCUCGUCUUGAUAGAAUUGUGACCGGCGGCAACGAAGAAAGCGGUGAUGAACAAGACAACACUUGCACAGUCGACGAUGACCAAUUUUUUGUAAUUUCAGAAAGAGGUGAGAUGAACAGAUUUGUCACAGCACUUGACGAAAUCAUGCAAGACAAAUCCGCAGAGGAUCAAGUGGUCGGGCUUGAUGCAGAAUGGAAUGUCAAUAUAGCCAGCUAUGGAAUGCCAAAGAAAAUUGGAAAACUUGCACUACUAAUUCUGGCCUACAAAGACAGUGACGGGCGUCACAAGGCUGCUCUAUUGAGACUGCAUAAGUUCCCUUCACUUCCGCAUCGCUUGCUUGCUUUCUUGGUCGGGGGAACAAAGUUUGUCGGGAAUUAUGUAGGUGGUGACAUUAAACGGCUCGGACGUGACUAUCACUGUGAGGAUGAGAUGAAGAAAGUUUCAGUAGUCAACUUGGGACGUUAUGCAAGAGAUAGGGAUGUUGUACAGAGUGGUACAGUCAGAUUGGAUGCUCUUGUUCAGAUUUGUUUGGGCGAAACCAUGCAAAAACAAGCCAGUGUUCGUGUCUCAAGUAAAUGGGAACAGCCCUCAUUAUCGCAGGAUCAAAAGAAGUACGCAGCACUGGAUGGGAUCAAGUCACUGGAGGUGUACCUUUACCUUCGGCAGAAACCAGACCUAUCAGUUCGGCUAUCAGUUGAGGAAGCAAGAGCUGGCCUUUGUAUUGACGUUGCUCCACUUCGUGGAGGAGCCCUCAGCAUGGUUGCGACUAGGUGCGCAACUGGCACAUUGACAGAACAAACUUAUGAUGAAUGGGAAGUGCCAAGUGAUAUGAGACUUGACACUGGACAGAUCAAUAAACGACGAUACCGCGUUGUGAAUGUAUGUUCUGUGGUCGCACCACAUUAUAUUGUACCAUAUGUGAAGAAGAAAGAAAGUGGAGGGCCUGUUUGUCUUGACGACUUUGGGGCUCCACCAUUCUUUGUCAUUCUACCUUUGACCAUGUUGAAGCAGCACAUAGAAUCAGAUACAAUUCGCCCUUUCCCAAAUAUGAACCCAAAUGUGAAUAACAUGACCGGAGCAACCGGAGGAGCAAUUCCACCGGCACCAAUAGUGCCGCCAGCACCGCCAGCACCUCCGCGGAUUAUGCAAAACCAAUUGUUCGAUCAGAACGAGACUUUCACGGAGGAGGAUACUGGACAAAUAGGAACAAUGGACCAAUUGGACGGUGAUGCUGAAACUGCAGCUGUCAAUCUAUCCAACAAAGAUGUGGAAAUGCUACACAAGGUGUGCCUCCUUGGAGACAAAGCAGCUUUGGGAAAUGACUUGUUGGCGUGUGCACAUCUUGACAACGCUCCAGACAAAAUCACUGACUGUUUUUCGGCUGUUGUUGGUGAUGUCUUUCAUUUAAUGGAUCGAAUGAAAAUUCCCACUCACCAUGAGUUCAAAAAGGCUUUCAAGGUCGCAUUACGAGACAGUGUUUUGCAAUGGAGCCCUCCUGAGCUGGAAGAGGUGAAGACCGCAGUGAAGGCAAAAGAUGGAAAGACUGACGAUGAAAUUGAUGCUGACAUGUAUUUCAAUGCAGCCUUCUGGAAGGCAUGCGUCCCGAGAAGGGUCCUACCUCCUCGGUUGCUAUAUUGGAGGGUCCGAGCUGUAUUUGUUUCGUUUGGAGGUAUGAUUGACUCGACAAGCAAGAAACCGCUUUUCAACAAGACAGCAUGGAAGAAAGCCAACAAUAUUUUGAAAGAAAUCUUGCGCGGGUAUUAUUCUGAUCCUCCAGGAUAUUCGUUUUAUUCUACAAAGUUCAACAAGAGAGGAGAGCCAAUGGUCAAUGCCUACGGUUUUGAUAUUCUUUCUUGCAGACGUGGGACCAAUGACGUGGAAUCGACUCACAAGUUACUUUUGUCAAUAUUUGGCACUUGGCAUAUUGGGCUUCAGAUGUCGGAUUGUUUGCUCAGAGAGAGAAGGCAUCGUCAUAAUCAAAGAUGUUCAGAGAAACGCCGGUUGGGCCAUCCUUGCAUAGGGCAUUAUGACACUUGGCUGAUUGACGCUCUACAGAUUCUGGUACAGGUCAAUCAUGGGAUCUUGCUCCAUCCAAAUUGGAUCAAUUCAAGCGACUUCAAGAACACGCAAGAAAAGUUUGGGACGAUUACACUGCAUGAUGCUGAGUUGGCGGAAGCACUUGCAAAAGUUCAGAUUGACGAAAGUGUGCGGCUGACUCAUGAUAUGCAGUAUUUGUGUUCUGUGAUGGGAACAAAGCUUCCGUUGUUACCUGUUCACACUAUUGACGAGCGCAGGCACUUCUCAAAUCUUGUUGUACAGCUUCAAAACGGCCAGGAUAAAUCUUGCAAGAAGAUGGCACUGGAAUGGACAAAAGCGGUGAACGGUGUUACCAUUUUUCCAAAGCUGCCGGUACAUCUUCGAAAUUAUCGCGACAAGUUUGAGCGGAAUGCAAAAGUACGUCAAGCUUUCAAAGAUGCUCAAGAGUCAAGGGAAAUUCUAUCUACCUUGAACAAGGCUCUUUGCCCAGAAAUCGAAGCAGAUGAAGGGAUUGAUGCAGAAGACACGCCACAGCAGUUGGACAAUUAUACUAGGCAAUGGCCUGCAAUAUGUGCACCACCACAACUGCUGCUUCCAUUGGCUCCAUCUGCUGUCGAGCCGGGAAAUAUUCAUGUGGGUGGCGUUCUCAUCAACAAGGCGCCGGAUAUUGCACCAUUAGAUCGUAUUAAGAAGAGAGGAAGAGGUCAGAGAGGGCCGGAUAAUCCUAGAAAGGGUGCCAGGCCCAAGCGCAGAUGCAUGUUGUGCAAGGGAAAAGGUGAGACUGAUGAUGCUGCCCGAAAUUGUCCAGGUAGCAGACAUCGAGAAGACUGCAAACACCUACAAAGAUAA
Cylindrotheca closterium is the source of this 4422-nucleotide messenger RNA. The record is from the annotation of a GenBank genome assembly. NCBI's taxonomy places the organism in Eukaryota, Bacillariophyta, Bacillariophyceae, Bacillariales, Bacillariaceae.